Molecule: messenger RNA, 893 nt
Organism: Sinocyclocheilus grahami
Lineage: Eukaryota; Metazoa; Chordata; Actinopteri; Cypriniformes; Cyprinidae
Product: coiled-coil domain-containing protein 189-like
Exons: 9
Coding region: 24-851 (275 amino acids)
Source: RefSeq, a predicted model, not a curated record
UUCAGAGACAGCCAGGGAGAGAAAUGAAGCCAUUCGGGAAUAUUAGGGUUCCCCAGCCUCCAAAGGCACGGGUGCUGUUAUGGACAGAUCUGAAAAACAGUGAUAUGGAAGAGAUUGAGAAGAGUAAUUCCAUACCAGAGAUCGAAAGGAUUUUGUGCCGUGCAUUAUUGGCCUCUGAUGCGGCUCAGCCAAAGCAGAGAGUACUACUUGAGUUGUACACCAAUCUAGUGCUGUUCUGCAAAGAGCAACAUUUUAACAGGGAACAGACGUCUGUACUCAUCUCCAUUAUCAAAACUGUACAUCAGUUUAACACAGAAACACCCCUCAAUAACACAGAUCACUGUAUGACCUAUUGCAGUGAACUUCUGCUUUGCCAUUCAGUCAGGAGGCCUCCUUUCAGUAUUGACCUUUUCAGCUCGGAGCAAGUGACACUAAUUUUGUUCUAUUUCAUCAACACAUAUAUGAGACAUUAUUUUUUAUACAAAUGCAUUUUUACCCCAGAGGUACAGUUGGAUAUAUCCUUGUCAUAUAUUGGAAUACUUGAGAACACAAAUGUAGAGGAAACUUCCAAAUCUGAAAGUGUUGCAGAUGGUGAAAGACAAACUGAGAGGGAGACAGAAGAGGAUGGAGAAGUUCAACAAAGUGCUGCACUAGAAAUGAAGACCACAGAGACAGAGAGUCCCAGACAAGGGUCUUCUCUAAAUUCUGAGCUUAGAACCAUAGUUCAAAAGGAAGUAAGGGAUGAAGUGAUGCGUUUGACCUCUCAGCUACAGCAACGGCUCCAGGACAGUGCUGAUCAACUUAAUGAUGCCAUUAGUAAACUGGAGACCAACAUAAAAGUUAAGAAGUAAGAAAAUAUGCCCCACGUCUUUACUUUUGGAAACCACUCAUUU